Messenger RNA from Paecilomyces variotii, 1065 nucleotides. RefSeq lists its product as hypothetical. The transcript has 3 exons. The record is from RefSeq and is a predicted model, not a curated record. The coding region runs from base 1 to 1065 and encodes 354 amino acids. Lineage: Eukaryota; Fungi; Ascomycota; Eurotiomycetes; Eurotiales; Thermoascaceae. Gene Ontology annotation, molecular function: dioxygenase activity.
AUGUCCGACUUCAAGUUCGUGCCCACCAUCGAUCUCGCGAUGUUAGACAACCCGAGCUCCAGGACGCAGCUAGUGCAGCAGCUUCGUCAAGCACUGCUAGACGUGGGCAUGUUUUAUGUGGCCAACCCUCCAUUGAGUCCCACGGUAGUUGCGGAGGCCAAAACACAAUCCGAGGCCUUUUUUGCACUCCCUUUUGCAGAGAAAACGAAGCUGGACAUUGCCAAUAGCCCUAGCUUUCUAGGAUACGCGAUGCUAGGGGCAGAGCGAACCAACAAUCAGGUCGAUUGGCGGGAGCAUCUAACGCUCGCAUCGCCUGGUCCUGAAUCCAUCUCCGGGCCUGUCUACCGGCGCCUUCUAGGGUCUGGUCAAUGGCCGUCCGCCUCGUUGCUUCCCCGGUUUACUCCCGUUUUGCAGACACUCUUGGCCGAGUCAACGGCACUGGUAACGACUCUCCGGCGGUUGAUUGCUGAGGCAAUCGGGGUGGACAGUGACAAGCUGGAGUCGUUGUUUGAUGCUCACCACCAGCAGUACCGAAUCCGACUGAUCCGCUAUCCGGAGGUAGCAGCCUCCGCCGAGGAAACCCAGUCGCUAGGUGCCCAUCAGGAUACGUCCUUUAAUACCUUAAUCUUUCAGAUCGGGGCACAGCACUGCCUGCAAGCGCGCAACAACCACGGCGAGUGGGUGGACUGUCCUCCGAUCCCAGACCAGCCCAUCUUUGUCGUCGGUCGAGGCUGCCAGGCGGCAACACAUGGUCUUUGCCGGGCCCCAUUCCACCGAGUGAUUCCUCCUGCCCCUGGCAGCGGGAGUCGCCUCAGUAUUGUGGUCACCACAGGCAUCGGAUAUGAUACCCCGCUGAAAUCGCCGAAGACCAGUGAAGUGCUGUCCACGAUGCGUACCCAGAUUGUAGCCAAUAACCCUGGGCAUGAGGUGAGUCUGAAUGAGGGCCUGGAGGAGGAUGACGAAUUCGAGACCGUGGGCAUGAAGGUCUUGCAUAAGCUGGCUAAGAGUUAUCCCGAGGUGACAAGACGUUGGUACCCCGAACUGUUGGUUGAACCCUCCCAUUGA